GGACGGCACCAUUCAACCUGAAUUAUCUCCAUUUCACAUGCAAGAACGUUCAGAUGAGGCUCUGCCGCAUCGGGGGAUUGCUCAUCAGUCUGACGGGGGAUGCGACCGUCAAGCCCCUCCCAGGUAGUAAUCCUCUGAACGGAUCUAUCGGAGCCAUCUACACAGACUAUUGUCGGCUAGUAAAGAUACCAGCUAUCUGGACUGCAUGUUGUUGGGGGGGCUAGAGUUGAUGGAAGACCGUGCGCGCCUUGACCAGCAGGGUUCGCGUUGGUGGAAGAUAGGAGUGUGGCUGUCGC
This is a messenger RNA of Aspergillus welwitschiae, 296 nucleotides long. RefSeq lists its product as uncharacterized. NCBI's taxonomy places the organism in Eukaryota, Fungi, Ascomycota, Eurotiomycetes, Eurotiales, Aspergillaceae. The record is from RefSeq and is a predicted model, not a curated record. The transcript has 2 exons. Bases 54 to 224 code for a protein of 56 amino acids.